CUAUUUUCAAAAAAAAAAAAAGACUUUUACAUGAAGAUUGAUUCAUCAGACAUGGUCCCCAUGAAACAUGAAAACAUCUCUCUAUGGGCGCAAAAGAAGGUCAAAAAGCUUCAAUUCCCCAAAAGCUUCUUCUUUUGGAGACAGCAUUCACACCAUAUCUCCAAUUCUCUACCAAGAAUGAAAAUAGUAACUAAGAUACUACUACUAAUUGCUAGAAUAAACACAUUCUAUUGAUUCAAACCAGAAAAAAAAUUGGUUAUUUUCAUGCCACAAAGGAUUAUGAUUCCCUUUUACAAACAAAAAAAAAAAAAAAAAAGGAAAAGAAAAAAGAAGAAACGGAGAUUUGCUUCCCAGAUUCUAUAAUGAAGAUGAUAUCCAUGGCUCAUUUUCAUGCUGACGUUUUGUGAAGCAUAUAUGUUUGUGAGAGUCUAAUCUGAUUCAAUGACUGCUGCCAUACGUAAUGAAGCCUAUUUAACUCUUUCUGCCAAUCUUUCUAGUCAACUGUUUCUUCAUGUGUUAAUCAGCUAGCAUCCCCAUGAGAAAAAGUAGCAUAUUAUGGAAAAGUUUUGAUGGGAAAUAAUUAUAAACGUAACAAUAAAUAUUCAACAUCAAAUGGUUUGCAUUCACUAAAUUCAUACAUAGGGAAUUAGUAGUAGUACUAAAGAAAGCAAAAACACCAGGAAUAGCUACCUUUAAUUAAUGAUGUCCUGAAUGUUCCAAAACAUGGAGGAGCAAUGCAUUUCCCACAUUGAUGAUGGUGAAAUGCACCCACCCAUUCAUGUAUCUAACUCUCUUGACUCUGAUUAUUAAACAUAGUCAACAUGAAAUCUAACACAAAGCAACAGCUAAUUCGAUAAACCUAAAAUGGAAGAUUCCGAAAAUAUUAAUUAAGGUUUUAGUUUUGAGAUAAGGAGAUAGAAAGCUUAGGGCAUCUGGAUUUCUAGUAGCCAGAACAGCCUUUACGGACCUUUUUUCUUUACAAGAGCUGUCAAAUAUUGCCUAGUGUAAAAAGCCACUCAACAUAUUCAUCAAUCUGUUAAUUAUUCGGAGUGUAUAUAUAACAAGUGGAAAAAAUCAACAAAAGAUCUCCUUUUAUUCAAAAUUAUUACUUUACCAGAUAACUUUCAAAA
Molecule: messenger RNA, 1130 nt
Organism: Rubroshorea leprosula
Lineage: Eukaryota; Viridiplantae; Streptophyta; Magnoliopsida; Malvales; Dipterocarpaceae
Source: the annotation of a GenBank genome assembly